Hipposideros armiger (great roundleaf bat) is the source of this 1368-nucleotide messenger RNA. RefSeq names its product SWI5 dependent homologous recombination repair protein 1 (gene SFR1). Gene Ontology annotation, cellular component: Swi5-Sfr1 complex. Lineage: Eukaryota; Metazoa; Chordata; Mammalia; Chiroptera; Hipposideridae. The record is from RefSeq and is a predicted model, not a curated record. The transcript is spliced from 4 exons. The coding region runs from base 649 to 1335 and encodes 228 amino acids. Gene Ontology annotation, biological process: double-strand break repair via homologous recombination; positive regulation of DNA-templated transcription.
CUACACUCUGGGGAUGGCGGAGGGAGAUAGUAUACGGGGUGGCGAGUAGAUGUUUGAGGGCUGGACUGCUUCCGGCAUCGGCUGUGCAGUCGAACAGAGCUCCUUUCCGGUCGGGGUCAGGGCACCUCUCAGUCCCACUUCAGGCCUGGUGUCUCUCGAGGGCUAGUGCGGGUUUUCUGCAAUGGUGGGAGGGAAAGAGGACUCUUCCCUCUGGUUUCUUUUACCUGUAAAGUUGAUGCCUUUGAGAAACAAACUUAAGUCCACUCUCCUUUUCGGGGUCUAUUCACUACUAAAAACGAUGCAAACAGCCGUAAAUUUAUCUGUCCUUGUGUUCCUUAUCCCUCAGGCUUGGAGCAUCAUUGGUUCUAGUCACACAGCUUUUAGGGUUUAGGGUAGUGUGACUGAUCAUGUUCCUUGAGUCGAUGUCUCAGUUAUAUUUCCUUUCAUUAUGAAGCUGGCGUAACGAAAUGAAAGAAUUAUUUACCCCAACCCCCAUAUGGCAGAUUUAAGAAUAUUUUGAUAAAAACAAACGGAGAGUCUUGUUUAUAUGAGACGCUAGUAAUUGGUCAUGAGAAAACACAGUCACGAUGGACGGACACAACCUUGUUUAGGAGGGUAAAUGCGGUAAACCAAGGUUGCAUUUUCAAGAUGGAAAGCCCUUCAGACUCAGCUGUGAUAUUACCUAGCACUCCACAGGCCGGUGCCAAUCCACCGUCUCCCCAUAGAAGUAGUUCAAGAAAACAACCUAUGAGUGCAACACUUAGAGAAAGGUUAAGAAAAACUAGAUCUUCAUUUAAUUCCUGUUACAGUGUGGUAAAACGUCUUAAAGUAGAGAAUGAAGAAAACAAUCAGAGCUUUUCAGAGAAACCAGCAUCUUCCACAAAAGAAAGCUGUUUGGAAUUUCAAGAAAAUUUUAAACACAUUGACAGUGAAUUUAGAGAAAGUACGUAUUUGAAAAAUACCUUCAAGAAUAUCAGUGCAUGUGAAUCUACUGGGUCUUGCAGUGAUCUCCAGAAUGACUUUGUGAAUCAGAAUCUUCCCAAACAAGGAUUAAACGAAGAAAAAUCAAAAUUGGUGAAGCAGAUUCAAGAGAAAGAAGACCUUCUUCGGAGGCUAAAACUAGUCAAAAUGUAUAGAUCAAAGAAUGACCUGUCACAGUUACAGUUGUUAAUAAAGAAGUGGAGAAGCUGUAGCCAGCUGUUGCUUUAUGAGUUACAGUCAGCCAUGUCCGAGGAGAACAAAAAACUCAGCCUUACUCAGUUGAUAGACCACUAUGGAUUAGAUGAUAAAUUGCUACAUUAUAACAGAAGUGAAGAAGAAUUUAUAGGUGUUUAAUUUAUAUUUUUUCCUCCAGAAUAUCUUUGAGAA